CCGGGUGCUUCUCCGCUCCGGGGGAGAAGGCGCGGCCGUGGCUGCCGCCCUCUAAGUCGCGGCGCCAGCGAGGCCCGGCGCGCGCAUGGUGCUGGUGCCGCUCGGGUGUUGAUCGGCCUGUCCCCUCCCUCUCUUCCCCUCCCCACCCCCCGCGGUGGUCUCCCCUUUCCACCCCAGCCCCAGCAGAGCCAUGUCUCGGAGUGGCUCCUGCCCGCACCUGUUGUGGGACGUGAGGAAAAGGUCCCUUGGGCUGGAAGACCCGUCCCGGCUGAGGAGCCGCUACCUGGGAAGAAGAGAAUUUAUCCAAAGAUUAAAACUUGAAGCAACUUUAAAUGUGCAUGAUGGCUGUGUUAAUACAAUCUGCUGGAAUGACACUGGAGAAUAUAUUUUAUCUGGCUCUGAUGACACUAAACUUGUAAUUAGUAAUCCGUAUAGCAGAAAGGUUUUAACAACCAUCCGUUCAGGGCAUCGAGCAAAUAUAUUUAGUGCAAAGUUCUUGCCAUGCACAGAUGAUAAGCAGAUUGUGUCUUGCUCUGGAGAUGGAGUCAUAUUUUAUACUAAUAUCGAGCAAGAUGCAGAAACCAACAGACAGUGCCAAUUUACGUGCCAUUAUGGAACUACUUACGAGAUUAUGACUGUACCAAACGACCCUUACACCUUUCUAUCCUGUGGUGAAGAUGGAACUGUUAGGUGGUUUGACACACGCAUCAAAACCAGUUGCACAAAAGAAGAUUGCAAAGAUGAUAUUUUAAUCAACUGUAGGCGUGCUGCCACAUCUGUGGCUAUUUGUCCCCCAGUACCGUAUUACCUUGCUGUGGGUUGUUCUGAUAGCUCAGUACGGAUUUAUGAUCGACGGAUGCUGGGCACAAGAGCUACAGGGAAUUAUGCAGGUCGAGGAACUACUGGAAUGGUUGCUCGCUUCAUCCCUUCUCAUCUUAGUAAUAAGUCAUGCAGAGUGACAUCGCUGUGUUACAGUGAAGAUGGUCAAGAGAUUCUUGUCAGUUAUUCUUCAGAUUACAUCUAUCUUUUUGACCCCAAAGAUGAUACGGCACGAGAACUUAAAACUCCUUCUGCAGAGGAGAGGAGAGAAGAGUUACGACAGCCUCCAGUUAAGCGCUUGAGACUUCGUGGUGAUUGGUCAGAUACUGGUCCCAGGGCACGGCCGGAGAGUGAACGAGAACGAGAUGGAGAGCAAAGUCCCAACGUGUCAUUGAUGCAGAGAAUGUCUGAUAUGUUAUCAAGGUGGUUUGAAGAAGCAAGUGAAGUUGCACAAAGCAACAGAGGAAGAGGAAGACCUCGGCCCAGAGGUGGAACAAAUCAGCCAGAUGUUUCAACUCUUCCUACGGUUCCAUCAAGUCCUAAUUUGGAAGUGGGGGAAACUGCAAUGGACGUGGAUAUGCCAGCUGCACUUCUUCAGCCUUCUACAUCCUCUACAGUCUCAGUUCAGGCUCAGGCGGCCGCAGCCGCCAUAGAAAGCCCUCAUUCCACCUCUUUGCUGUCUUCUCCAGACAGUGAGCCAAGGCAGUCUGUUGAGGCAUCUGGACACCAUACACAUCAUCAAUCUGAUUCUCCUUCUUCUGUGGUUAACAAACAGCUCGGAUCCAUGUCACUUGAUGAGCAACAGGAUAACAAUAAUGAAAGGCUGAGCCCCAAACCAGGGACAGGUGAACCAGUUUUAAGUUUGCACUACAGCACAGAAGGAACAACUACAAGCACAAUAAAACUGAACUUUACAGAUGAAUGGAGCAGUACAGCCUCAAGUUCCAGAGGAAAUGGGAGCCAUUGCAAAUCUGAGGGUCAAGAGGAAUGCUUGGUCCCACCGUGCUCUGUGCAGCCGCCUGAAGGAGACAGUGAGACAAGAGCUCCUGAAGAACUAUCAGAGAAAGGAACAUUUUCAGAAAACCUCAUUCAAAACCAGAUAGAUACAGCACAAUUUGAUACCUUCCCAGCUGAGCCAUUGGAUUCUAACUCAGGAGAAAGGAAGAACCCAAGUCUUGACAGCCCUUGUGGGGUUCCAGAAGAAGGCAGUUUGUCUGAAACAGACAGGGAGACUUGUGAGCAGAUCAGCACUGAGAGUGCAGCCAGGCAUGCUAGCAUCAAGCCUGAGCUCCCAUCCCAGACAGAAGCCGUCGAACAGACCAGUACUGAGAGUACAGUCAGGCAUACCAGCGCCAAUCCUGAACUCCCAUCCCAGACAGAAGCCAUAGCACUUUCAGCUCAUGAAGACCCAUCUGCCAGGGACUCUGCUCUCCAGGACACAGAUGACAGCGAUGAUGACCCAGUCUUGAUCCCUGGUGCAAGAUACCGAACAGGACCUGGUGAUAGGCGCUCCGCUGUCGCCCGCAUUCAGGAGUUCUUCAGGAGGAGAAAAGAAAGGAAAGAAAUGGAAGAAUUGGAUACUUUGAACAUUAGGAGGCCACUAGUAAAGAUGGUUUAUAAGGGCCACCGCAACUCCCGGACAAUGAUAAAAGAAGCCAAUUUCUGGGGUGCUAACUUUGUAAUGAGCGGUUCCGAUUGUGGCCAUAUCUUCAUCUGGGACCGGCACACUGCUGAGCAUUUGAUGCUUCUGGAAGCUGAUAAUCAUGUGGUCAACUGCCUGCAGCCCCAUCCGUUUGACCCCAUUCUAGCCUCAUCUGGCAUAGAUUAUGACAUAAAGAUCUGGUCGCCACUAGAAGAGUCAAGAAUUUUUAAUCGAAAACUUGCUGAUGAAGUUAUAACUCGAAAUGAACUCAUGCUGGAAGAGACUAGAAACACCAUUACCGUCCCAGCCUCUUUCAUGUUGAGGAUGUUGGCAUCACUGAACCAUAUCCGAGCUGAUCGUCUGGAAGGUGACAGAUCGGAAGGUUCAGGUCAGGAGAAUGAAAAUGAGGAUGAAGAAUAAACAACUCCUUUGCAAGCACUUAGAUGUUCUGAGAUUUGUAUACGACAUUUAUUAAAUUUUUUUCUUUACAGAACUUUAGUGCAAUUUAAGGCUAUGGGUUUUUGGAGUGCUUCCCCAUUUGGGGGAUAACCAAACCUUGGUUUGGAAUGAGUGUGUGCAUGAGUUGGGAGAGUGUGUAAAACAAAACAAGCAAAAUGUUUUUGAAACUUUUUGCCGUGUAUGGAGUCCUAAAAAAAUGCAAAGUGCAAUACUUCCCUAACCCUCAGAUGUGGGAGCUUGGAUCAGUGUUGAAAAGUCAUUUUCAUUGUAGUGAAAAUGUUGGUUCAAAUAAAUUUCUACACUUGCCAUUUGCAUGUUUGUUGCUUUCUAAUUAAAGAUGUUGGUUGCUUUAAGAUAUCCUAAA
Messenger RNA from Grammomys surdaster, 3284 nucleotides. RefSeq names its product DDB1 and CUL4 associated factor 6 (gene Dcaf6). The transcript is spliced from 20 exons. Gene Ontology annotation, biological process: positive regulation of transcription by RNA polymerase II. Gene Ontology annotation, molecular function: protein binding. The record is from RefSeq and is a predicted model, not a curated record. The coding region runs from base 191 to 2881 and encodes 896 amino acids. NCBI's taxonomy places the organism in Eukaryota, Metazoa, Chordata, Mammalia, Rodentia, Muridae. Gene Ontology annotation, cellular component: cytoplasm; Cul4-RING E3 ubiquitin ligase complex.